AUGAAGGUGUUCCUGCUUAUAACUUUAAUUUCCCUUCUUCUCGGAAUCGGGGCCCUCCCUGGGCAAUUUGAUAUCGCUGAAGGCGAAGUGAGGAUUGUCGGCGGAAACGCAUCGACUAUAGAACAAUUUCCGUACAUUGCACAGCUACAUCUUGAUAAUGAAUUUGCGUGUGGGGCUUGCAUUAUUUCACCAAAGUAUAUGGAAAAUAUAGACAACAUUAUAUUACAUGUCGGUACUACUAAAUUUGAUCAAACAACAACUGAAGCAAUUACUCUAGCAAAAGUAUACAUUCAUCCCAUGUACAACGACACAACGUUAGACUACGAUAUAAGCAUUCUCCUUCUGAAUAAAGAUCUUGUAUUUGGAAAAAGAAUUAGUUCAGUUCCUUUGCCACCACCCAAUGUAGUUUUACCUGCGGGAACUAAAGCUAUCGUUGCUGGUUGGGGUAUUUUAAUUUCUCGAGGUAACCUUCCGACGAAAUUGCAGGCAGUAGCCUUGCCCAUUAUUUCCAAUGAGGAAUGUGCUCGUCGUUACGUCGACAGUGACGAAACUUGGGUUUUUGAUAGAAAUCUAUGCGCUGGUUAUGAACAAGGAGGAAAAGACGCGUGUGACGGAGAUUCUGGAGGGCCAUUGACAGUGGACGGUGUACUUUAUGGGUUAGUUUCUUCUGGUAUUGGUUGCGCUGAUGGCAGAUAUCCCGGAACCUACACUAGUGUUUCAAGUCUGCGCUCCUACAUAGCAUCAGUUACAGGACUUUGAUUGCAUGGGCUUCAUAACGUAGU
Messenger RNA from Agrilus planipennis (emerald ash borer), 782 nucleotides. RefSeq names its product trypsin-7-like. The transcript has 4 exons. Lineage: Eukaryota; Metazoa; Arthropoda; Insecta; Coleoptera; Buprestidae. Bases 1 to 759 code for a protein of 252 amino acids. Gene Ontology annotation, biological process: proteolysis. Gene Ontology annotation, molecular function: serine-type endopeptidase activity. The record is from RefSeq and is a predicted model, not a curated record.